AUGAUUCAUUUACAAACUCCAAAAAAAUUAGAUUCAAAUAAUCAAUUAUCAAUUGUGUCAACAUCUUCAUCAUCAACAUCAACUAUUCCAUCAAUUAUAUCAUUACAUAAUUCAAAUAUAAAACAAGCUAAUAUUUCAUCAACAAGAUUUUCUUUACCUCCUUUAUCAUCAAUUUUAUCAAAUGCAAAUACAAAUCAUUAUAAAGAUCAUCCUUUAACUAAUAAUACUUCUACUCCAUUUAAAGUUAAUUCUACUUCAUCAUUACCAUCAAUUGAUACUUUUACUACUAAUGCUACUAAUACCACUAAUACUACUAAUUCAAAUACUCCAUUAACUUCAUCUUCACCAUUUUUUAAUUCUUCAUCUUCAGAAUAUAAUUAUCAAUCACAAUUAAAUUCUGGUUCAUUUUCUUCAAUUUCUUCAACUACAUCCUCAUUACAAAGACCUUCCCCACCUCAAAAAUAUCAUUCAUAUACUACUACUACUACUUCAUAUCCUUCUACAAAAACAAUACCAACUCCUCCACCAUCAACUAUUACACAAUCAAAAAAAUCUUUAAUUUCAACAAGUUCAUUAAUUGAAGAUUCUUCAUCAAUUAUGGAUACAAGUAUUUUAGAAUUACGUAAAUCUAAAACAAAAUCAAAUUCAAAUUCAUCAUCAUCUACUUCAAUUUCAUCAACAAUUAGUAAUCAAUUAAAAUCAUCAUCAACAUCUUCAUUAAUUAAUGAUAAUAAAUCAUAUGCAUUUAUUUCACAUUCACCAUCAACUUUCCCAUCACAAGAACCAUCAAUAGAUAAUGCACCAUUAGCAAGAAGAAAAAGAAGAAGAACAUCACCUCAUGAAUUAAAUAUCCUUAAUAAACAAUUUGAAAUUGGGUCAACACCAAAUAAAUUGAGAAGAAUUGAAAUUGCAAAUAAAGUACAAAUGACUGAAAAAGCAGUACAAAUUUGGUUUCAAAAUAAAAGACAAUCAUUAAGAAAAAAUUUUAAUUAUGAAAAAGAAGUUUGUGAAUUACCAAUGACAAAUAUUCCGAUUAAUCAACAACAAGAAUUACUUCAACAACAACAACACCAAGAAGAAUUAGAAGAUGAAGAAGAAAUAUCUAGUGAAGAUUCAAUUGAAGAAGAACCAGAUCAAAUCACCAAAAGGAUUAUUAAACCAUUACAUACUAUUAUUUCAUCAACUCCGUUAAAACCAAUAAUUUCAAUUCCAAUAAUUCCACCACCAUCACCAAUAAUAAUUGAUCAAGAAAAUAAAUUUAAAUCAACAAUAACAACAACAACAUUAUCAUCAAAACUCACUACCGUAUCACAAACUCCUCAAUUAUCACAACAACAACAAAAUCAUCAAAUGAUUGAAACAAAUAAAAAACAACCUUUUGCUCUUAAUGGAUCAAAAACUUCAACUAUGACUUUCAAGUUAAUUCCUUCAAAAUUGACACAAAAAUUACAAUAUGAAUCUAUGACUUCUAAUAAUAAUGAAAGAAGAAUCUUGGGUGAUAUUACAAAUAAAGUUUAA
This is a messenger RNA of Lodderomyces jiufengensis, 1518 nucleotides long. It is a transcript of the gene YOX1, whose product is annotated as Yox1p. The record is from RefSeq and is a predicted model, not a curated record. The coding region runs from base 1 to 1518 and encodes 505 amino acids. Gene Ontology annotation, biological process: cell differentiation; regulation of transcription by RNA polymerase II. The transcript has a single exon. Gene Ontology annotation, molecular function: RNA polymerase II cis-regulatory region sequence-specific DNA binding; DNA-binding transcription factor activity, RNA polymerase II-specific. NCBI's taxonomy places the organism in Eukaryota, Fungi, Ascomycota, Pichiomycetes, Serinales, Debaryomycetaceae.